This is a messenger RNA of Pyricularia oryzae 70-15, 1810 nucleotides long. RefSeq lists its product as uncharacterized. Lineage: Eukaryota; Fungi; Ascomycota; Sordariomycetes; Magnaporthales; Pyriculariaceae. The transcript is spliced from 2 exons. The coding region runs from base 261 to 1340 and encodes 359 amino acids. The record is from RefSeq and is a predicted model, not a curated record.
AGUACCAGGAGGCAUCCAUCAACUGACGAGGCUAUUUUGUACCUUGCACGACACCUUCGCAUAACCCUGAGAUUGGUUGACUAUCCAUUUCCUUCUAACCUUCCACUUGAUCAAAAAAAUUUCCUCGAUACCCACAAGCCUGAACCAUUUACUGACACUAAUCUUUCCCGUAAUUGUAACCCGCUGCUCGUACUGACUUGAUCACCUAUCUACCAACUCAAACGAAAGAAGCGACCAAAGGUGUGGUCAGUUAGUGCACCAUGGACGCCCUUCCAACUCGGUUGGAGAAGCUGGAUGAGCAUCUUGAUGAGCUUUCUAGCAACCCUGAGACACCCAUCGACGCAGUUCUCUUUGACCAUGUCGAGCUUCAGGUCACAGAGGCAAACAUACCUCACCUAAUGCCGCGGCUGCUUCCCAAGGUCGCCUCAAUCCUAAGGAAGUACCAGAAAGACCCUCAAGUCCUAUGUAGUUUGGCCCUCAAACUCCUGCAACAAGCAACCUUGUCCCAGGUUCUCUCUCUCACUUCGGAAGAGGACCUCGCCGGGGCUCUGCAAUCUCCCGCACCAUCGGCCAAUAUUCUUGCCAUGGAAAUACUUGGCAAGGCGGCUGCAACACCCGCCGAGGUUGCCAUUUUGUCUGUCUCUACGCCUCUAGUUACUGGGUUUCUUUCCUGUUGGCUCUCCUCCCCGGAUGUUGGUGUUGGAGAGCGAGGAAUCAAAGUUCUGGAGGCACUCCUCGAGACAGACUGCCCCACGGCUGGUAACGAUAUUGGUGGUGGCGACAGGAUGCAGCUAGCUAAAAAACGAGCCCCGGGGCAUGGGAAGCUUUGGCGUCGACUGUUCCAAGACAGGGAUGUCUUUGGAUUGCUGAUAGAGCUCCUCGAGGGACGGCAUUUCGACAGCACUACUCAGCCACAACAGCAGAGCCUGGCACAUGGUCGGAUUCUCCGCCUAGUCCCCACUCUGGCACGCAUCAACCUCGCUGGCAUCACCCAAUGUGGCUUCCCAGAACUCCUCCCCAAAGGAAGAAGAGCCGGUGGCCAGACGGCCGGACCGGACAGCCUACUCCACUAUGUUACACUACGUAUGGUGGACAUGGAGGACCCGCUAAUGAGACUGUCGCUUGUCGAUUUUAUUGAGACUUUGGUGUUGGAGCUGAGAUCAUCCGAGUACUCGCCAGCAAAGGUAGAGACAUUGCGCGGACUGUUGAGGGAUGCUACGGCCAUGGAUCGGUCGUUAACGGAGACGCUGCACACGCUACCAAAUAGGACUGAGGAAGCCGAUGUGAUGACGGAAUGGGUCAAUGAGGUCUUGCCUGCCUCUGCUACGAGAGUGCAGUGAUUUACUGUCGAGGUGUAAAAGACAACGGACAACUAGCGGAUGUCAUGUAUACUUUGGCGGCCUACUGCAACAGUGUCCAGCAGCUUGAUUGGCGCCUGAGAUGCAAAUAAAAAGAGGCAUCCCUCUCCAGUGGCAACUUGUGAGCAGUGAUGCUCUGUGGAUCUUAGGUAUUUGCCAGGGGAAACUUGCAUGUUUUGAUGUAAUCCGCGGUCUUUUGGGGUUUUUUGGCCAGAAGCUGCAAUGUGGUGCGGCUUUCCCUCCAGAUUGGUUACACAAUAGCUCGAGUUCGAGGCUAUCUUGGUCUAAUCUAGGAGCUUCCAGAGCCAUACAAUACCGAGUGAGGAAAUAACAACAAAAACACAGAAUUUCCGGCACUGAAUAGUUCACAGAGUUGGGUUUCCUGAAUAAACCAAAUCCAUUACCGCGAAAUAUAUGCCGGGCCAAACUGCAUGAACAAUUUCAUAUUGCAU